This is a messenger RNA of Rhagoletis zephyria (snowberry fruit fly), 1491 nucleotides long. RefSeq lists its product as uncharacterized. Lineage: Eukaryota; Metazoa; Arthropoda; Insecta; Diptera; Tephritidae. The record is from RefSeq and is a predicted model, not a curated record.
UUUUCACAUAUGUUUUAAGAUUUUAAAAAUUUUAAAAAGUACGGUAGAAUGCAACAAUGUGGUUGAAUUUGUUUGCAUCUUCGUCAGCUUAUUCGUUUGCAGACUAGAAAAAUGGCGAACAGCCAUCAAAAUACUUAUUCAAAAUACACAAAAAUGGGUGCGCGCAGCAAAAUUCAGCCCUAAUGGCGAAUGUAUGCGAACGUUCACCGGGGGAAGAGGUAUGGGACGACAGCUGGCAUGGCAUCCAGACGGCAAUCUGGUGGCUUUAGCAUUAAGUUGUAACCGCGUUAAGAUAUUUGACAAAGCUGAAGGCGAGCUAAUACAGUGCAUUCGUCGCCGGAGAAUGAUGUUGCAUUUCACCCAAGUGGAAAUUUCUUGGUGACUGGCGGCGAUGACGAUACAAUAAGAUUGCUUGAUUUAUUAGAAGGUCGGCCAAUUUAUACACGGUAGUAGGGCACUUUAGCGGAACCAGGUCAAAAUGGACGGGAAAAUUAUACACUAACUGGCUACUAAGUUUGCGCUGUCGCUUUCUCUCCACAUGGUAGACAUUUUGCUUCCGCGGGCGAGAAUCGACAGUUGCUCGUUUGGAAAUCUAAUUUGCAUACAUUUGAUGCCAAUAGCUCUCGUAACAAACAAGCCAGUUCUCAAAGAGUCCAAAUUGAGUAGUCAUGGAACAGCUCCACAUAACUCCGCCAUAGACACACCAGUUGCUGGAGUACCAAAAAGCUGUGAUGACAGUAUUUUAAUUGAUCCACGACAAUCGGUGGCAUAUGGAAUGCGUGAUGGAAAUUUUCUGGUGCUUGAUAGCCAAUAUACUACAAGAGUGAAACGCUACAAUUACAUUAAGAAGCUCAUAGAGGACAGAGCGGUUGGUGAGGAAGGUGUCGAGUUACUGCUGUACUGCAACUGGGAAAAUCCGCAUUUCGCACGUGCUCCACUCGUAUGGAAUAGUAGCUUAUGUCGAAAGGCUGGUUUUAGUAUAAUGCGGCAUUCGCAGCAUACCCUCACUGGCGCCGAGCCGUUGAAGAAAUUUUGGAUAAAUAAACGUGCAAGAAAUAGUUCCGAUACUAGCACGUCCAUAUUCUUGUUAAGGGUCAUCAAAAAAUUCCUUGUGUUGUAAAUAAUAAAGGGAAUGCCGGAUUAUACUAAAGCCAGCUUCCCGACAUAAACUACUAUUCCAUACGAACACAGAAAUAUAAAUGUAUCUAAAACUGAAUAACUCAAAUCAAAUUGGAUUGCAUUUGCAUAAUAUACCUAAUAUUGGAAUCUGUUUUGAUCGUAAAAAAUACAACUUGCAAUCAUUUAGAUUAUAGUUUUGAAAGAAAUUGAUUGCAAUCGUAAAUUAUGUAAAAAUUGUCAAUAACAAUCUGCCUAAAAUUUCUUUUCCCCAUGUAACGGUUAUAAAAUACGUUAAAUCCGCACUAUCUGCAUUAACAAAAAAUAUACAUUGGAAUAUUUAAAAUAAACCGAUUCAUAUUUAUUUUCUAAUAA